Molecule: messenger RNA, 1828 nt
Organism: Myotis brandtii (Brandt's bat)
Lineage: Eukaryota; Metazoa; Chordata; Mammalia; Chiroptera; Vespertilionidae
Product: pleckstrin homology domain-containing family G member 6
Exons: 3
Coding region: 175-1596 (473 amino acids)
Molecular function (GO): GTPase activator activity
Source: RefSeq, a predicted model, not a curated record
CGGGGAGAGUCCAGCUUAUCUGUGCUUGUCCAGGCAGGGACCGGAGGGGUGCCAGGUUUCGAUUAGCAUGACAUAGUUGAUACGGAUUGCUUAUGGACUGUGGAAAAGGCCCAGGGACCAACCAGGGCUGCUAAAGGGCCUUGAUGGGUCCUCCAGGCGAAACAGGAAUGAGGCAUGGCGCCUGCCGUCCCCACAACCACCCGCUUGGGCUCGGGGCACACUCAGACUCUCACAACCGCACACAACGCAUCUAUCCAUCUACAUUCUCUCCCUCCCUCUCUCUCUCACACACACAUACACGCACAUGCACACGCACAGCUGACCCUCCGGCAGUGCUCAGCUGAGAGAGCUCUGAACACUGAGGGAGUAGCACCAAGUAAGUGGCUGCCAGCUCAUGCCUGCCCCUCCAAGACCCUUCCUCUGCAGAAAAAAAAGAGGUCCAGAGGGCAUCUUGCAAAGUCCUUCAGAGGUCCCGGGGCAGGAAAUCGCCGUCUUCGGGUCCUCGGGGCAGGCCCCUCCCGGGGGCGUGGCCUCAUCGGGGAAGGUGCGGCUGCAGGGAGAGGGAGGCGGGGCCGCCCAGUCCAGAGGGCAUCUUGCAAAGUCCUUCAGAGGUCCCGGGGCAGGAAAUCGCCGUCUUCGGGUCCUCGGGGCAGGCCCCUCCCGGGGGCGUGGCCUCAUCGGGGAAGGUGCGGCUGCAGGGAGAGGGAGGCGGGGCCGCCCAGAGCCGCCUUCUUAAUGGAAGUAUUCCCAUCCCAGGUCACCCUGCAAAAGCUGAAGGCACAGGAAUAUGUCCAACAGAAGAGGGAACUCCUGGCCCUCUACAGGGACCAGGACCAGGAGUCUCUGAGCACCAGGCCCUCCACGCCUUCCCCAGAGGGCUCUCAGAGCAGCGUGGAAGGGAGGAAUUCUGAGUUCUGCACCGUCAUCCCCCACCUGGUGGUGACGGACGACACGGAUGAAGACAUUCCCUCGGUACCAGAUGACACCUCAGACUCUGGCUACAGCACUCUGAUCCCAGUCUCCCCCAAGGAGUCCCACUCCCCACUGAGCCGGCUGCGCCCGUGGGCCCUUCGGCGGCACCCCGGCUUCACCCUCUCCGCCCUGGACCUCCGGGAUGUUACUUUGCGCCCCCAGCCUCCUGACCCCCAAGCUCCCCAGCGCCGAAGCACCCCUGAACUGCCAGGGGAAGUUAUCCGAAGAGGAAGCAGUCUUCCCAGGGGAGAGCGGCCCGCCUGGUCUGAGGAAGAUGGGACCUCGGUGGGAGGGAACGUGGUAGUGGAGACCUUGCAUAGGGCCCAGCUUCGGGGGCAGCUCCCACACUCCCCGACCCACGCUGACUCUGCUGGGGAAAGCCCCUGGGCAUCCUCAGAGGACGAGGAAGAAGAGGGGCCCCUCUUCCGGAGACCCUCCCCUGGCCCCCUCAGUGCUGAGGACAUGCUCAGAGAGAUCCGGGAGGAACUGGCCAGCCAAAGGAUCGAGGGCAGCCCGGAGCCUGGGGACAGUGGGCCUCGGAAGCUGACUCGGGUCCAAUUGCAGAGGAUGCGUGGGCCCCACAUCAUACGGCUGGACACCCCCCUGUCCACAUCAGAGGUGUGAGGAACACGCAGGACCUUUGGUUUGGCAUUGCUUCCCGAGGAAAUCUCUCUCCCAAGAGUGCUGGUCACCACCACCCCGCCCCCCAGGACUGCACCUCAAGGUCCACACUCCCCAUGAGGAAGCCUGGCCCGGGAUACCCCGGGCAUCCUACUCUAAGAACUCUGGGGAUCAAGCACUGUACAUUGUGUACCAUAGACACCGAAGCCCCACAUAAAGUUGUGCAUAAAAAUGA